Molecule: messenger RNA, 5483 nt
Organism: Sceloporus undulatus (fence lizard)
Lineage: Eukaryota; Metazoa; Chordata; Lepidosauria; Squamata; Phrynosomatidae
Product: band 4.1-like protein 3
Exons: 26
Coding region: 242-4474 (1410 amino acids)
Biological process (GO): cortical actin cytoskeleton organization
Cellular component (GO): plasma membrane; cytoskeleton
Molecular function (GO): structural molecule activity; actin binding
Source: RefSeq, a predicted model, not a curated record
GCUUGUCAAGGUUUAUUGGAUGCAGUGAUUUCUGCAGUGAUUUCUGUACAUGUUUCAUAGAUCCUCUAGGUGCAAAAAGGAGUUUUAUCCAGCCUAUUGGUUGCACAGAGAGAGAGAGUGAGAAAGGAUUUCAAUGUUUUAGGAGAGGCUGUGCUGCGCCUACAAAACAGGAAUGCCAAACACAUUUUCAUUGGUUUUUCUGUCACAUCUGUAUUUAGUCCUGUCUUGGGAAUAAUCAACCAUGACUACAGAAUCCGGAUCAGACUCUGAAUCUAAAGAUCAGGAGCAGGAGCAGAAGGAAACUUCAAGUGAGCAAGGAACAGGUGGGACAGGAGGAGCCCAAAAUCCACAACAGCAGCAGCAACAGCAACAACAGCUGAGUGAAGAACACCAGAAUGCAUUAGAACAAUUUUCUGGUGUUGCAGCCCAUAGCACUCCUGUGAAAAAGGAGCAGGCCACUGACAAAGAACGGGAAUUUGCUGCUGCAGCAGCAAAACAACUGGAAUACCAGCAGUUUGAAGACGACAAGCUAUCUCAGAAAUCAUCCUCCAGCAAACUCUCCAGGUCUCCUCUAAAAAUUGUCAAAAAGCCAAAAAGCAUGCAGUGCAAAGUGGUCCUUCUGGAUGGUUCAGAAUAUGGCUGUGAAGUGGAGAAACGCUCAAAAGGCCAGGUGCUGUUUGACAAAGUGUGUGAACAUUUAAACCUCUUGGAAAAAGACUACUUUGGGCUAACAUACAGAGACAUGGAAAACCAAAAGAAUUGGUUGGACCCAGCCAAGGAAAUAAAAAAACAGAUUCGAAGUGGUGCUUGGCAUUUCUCAUUUAAUGUCAAAUUCUACCCUCCUGAUCCUGCCCAACUUUCUGAAGACAUUACCAGGUAUUACCUCUGUUUACAACUGAGAGAUGACAUUGUUUCUGGACGACUGCCAUGUUCUUUUGUUACACUUGCGCUUUUGGGUUCUUACACAGUUCAGUCAGAGCUUGGAGAUUAUGAUCCUGAUGAAUAUGGAAGUGAUUAUGUCAGUGAAUUUCGUUUUGCACCAAACCACACUAAAGAACUGGAAGAUAAAGUAAUAGAGCUUCAUAAAAGUCAUAGGGGAAUGACACCAGCAGAGGCUGAGAUGCAUUUUUUGGAAAACGCCAAAAAAUUGUCCAUGUAUGGAGUAGAUCUACACCAUGCCAAGGAUUCUGAAGGUGUUGAAAUCAUGUUAGGGGUUUGCGCAAGUGGUCUUUUGAUCUAUCGGGACAGACUACGAAUAAACAGGUUUGCUUGGCCUAAGGUUCUCAAAAUUUCAUACAAGAGAAAUAACUUCUACAUCAAAAUCCGACCAGGUGAGUUUGAACAGUUUGAAAGCACAAUUGGAUUUAAAUUACCAAAUCAUCGUGCUGCAAAGCGUCUAUGGAAAGUAUGUGUUGAACAUCAUACAUUUUUCAGGCUCCUCCUCCCUGAAGCUCCUCCCAAAAAAUUCCUUACCCUGGGCUCCAAGUUUCGCUAUAGUGGAAGGACACAAGCCCAGACAAGGAGAGCCAGUGCACUGAUUGACCGCCCUGCACCUUAUUUUGAGCGUUCAUCAAGCAAACGUUACACUAUGUCUCGCAGCCUAGAUGGGGCAUCAGUGAAUGAAAACCAUGAAAUAUACAUGAAGGAUUCUAUGUCUGCUGCAGAGGUUGGUACUGGCCAGUAUGCCACGACAAAGGGCAUCUCUCAAACCAACUUGAUAACCACUGUGACUCCGGAGAAAAAAGCAGAAGAAGAGAAAGACGAGGAGCAAGUUAAAAAAAAGAAAGCAGAAGAAGUCACUCCGGUCUCAGCCAAGCCACCUUUGCUGGGCACUGACUCAUUACCUCCCUCACCAUCCUCACAAUCUGAUCCUUUUGCAUCUUCAGUAAAGCUCCGUAGGAGAUGUAAGGAGAGUAAUCGGAAAGCAUUAGAUUACGAGUCAUCCAAAAAUACUGCUCAAAAGCAUGGUGAGGCUGACUUGGACUCUGAUAGAAAAGGAAGAGUUUGCUCAGUUGAGCAUGAUGCAGCAUUUAACUAUAAGCAAAAACCUGGAAAAGGUGGGACAUUGUUUUCCUUCUCCUUGCAGCUUCCGGAAUCAUUCCCCACUCUCCUGGAUGACGAUGGUUAUUUAUCCUUUCCGAACCUCUCUGAAACCAACUUUCUGCCACAAAGUGUGCAGCAUUUCCUUCCCAUUCGCUCACCCUCCCUCGUGCCUUGUUUCCUUUUCAUCUUUUUCUUUUUGCUUUCUGCCUCUUUCUCAGUGCCAUAUGCUCUUACUCUCUCCUUUCCUCUGGCUAUGUGCCUCUGCUACCUGGAGCCCAAGGCGGCCUCCUUGAGUGCUUCACUUGACAAUGACCUGAGUGACAGUUCAGAGGAAGAGACUGACAGCGAAAGGACAGAUACUGCAGCUGAUGGUGAAACCACUGCCACAGAGUCUGAUCAGGAAGAAGAUGGUGAUCUCAAGACACAGAAUAGUCUGAUUAAGCGCAUAAAGGGUGAAAAUGUGUAUAUCAAACAUAGUAAUCUUAUGUUAGAGGAACUAGAUAAAAACCAAGAGGACAUGAUGAAACACCAGACAAAUAUAAGUGAGCUGAAAAGGACAUUCUUGGAAACCUCCACAGAUACCUCAGGGACCAAUGAAUGGGAGAAAAGACUUUCAACAUCACCAGUACGGCUUGCUGCAAGACAUGAAGAAGCUCCUAUGAUUGAACCACUUGUGCCUGAAGAUACCAAAGAAGAAAGAGAAAAAUCUGAAAAGCGUAUAUUUUUACAGAAGGAAAGCACUACAUUCCUUGAUUCUCAGGGCACUGAGGACUGGGUUAUUGUAGACAAAGUACCCAUUGAGGUAGUUGAUGGUGAAUCGAAAACGAUUGUGACAUACAAAGUAAUGACUGUGAGCAGUAAAACUGGUGACAUCUCAGCUGAUCUUUCAAAGACCAGUACCACUGACAUACAGAGCUUUGAGGACUUGGAAGGUGAAUUGCAAUCAAAAGAUGACAAUAAGCAGAAAAUGUACACCUUGGGGAAAUCCUACGAUACUGUCUCUGGGAAAAUCGUUACCAUGACCACUAAAGUAAAAGAGGGAGAAAAAAGUGUGCCAUCAUCUCUUGAAGCAUUUCAAAAAAUGGAAAGAGCAGUGCCAGAAUCUGUGAAAAUCAUUCCAGUGGUAGCAGAAUAUGAAAUUCUAGAACCAGGUACUGAUGAAAAAGCCAGAAGGUUAUCUGAUACAAAAAGAAGGGUAUCUGAAUCAUUGACACCUAUUAAAGAGGCAGAUUCCCGGCUGCAGAGUCCUGAAGAGGAAAGUGUGAAGAAGAUGAUAAAAAUGGAGCAGGAUUUGCAGUUCCAUGAUGCAGCAGGGAGUAUGCAGAUUACCAGAGCUGAAAGACACCUGGAAAGUGAAAGACUAAAAGGAGAGGCAUUUGGCCAGAAAGAUAAGAGUAUAUCUGAAUGGAAAUAUUCCAGAGAACCACCCUUUACCAUUGCUACUGCUCACUAUGUUACUGAAUCAUCAGCCUCAAGAGUAGUGAAAAAACAACUCUCCGGUGAAAAAACUUUGGAUGGUUCUGAUAUCUUCACUUUAAUAGAGUCUGCAAGAAAACCAACUGAGUUCAUAGGAGGGGUUACAUCUACUUCACAUAGCUGGGCACAGAGAACAGAAGCAAAGUCAAGUCAGGAGAUACAUCCUAGUGAAAAGAAGCCAGAGGAAGAGCAGAAGCAACAGCAACAGGAGGCCAUAAAGAAGGUUGUGCAGGAAACCGUAAUGGUGGAGGAGAGACAUGUGAUGAAUGUGCAUGCAAGUGGGGAUGCUGCUAAAUUGGCUGCUGUUCAGCUGGAUGCUACAGCACAGGCAAAAUCUCAUGUGGCUUCUAGCAUCAAAGGGAAGGAGGGUUCUGCUGUGACUGAGGGGGCUAAAGAGAAAAAAAAGCUGGAGGCUGAAAAAGCUGUAACCAAACUGGAGGAAACUGCUGCUGUUUCUCAUGAGCAUGUGGAGGAGAAGCAGAGUACAACAGCCCAUGUUUUGGAUGUGCAAGACAGAAAACCUCUUUUUGAGUCACCAAUUGUGAAGACUGAAACAAUCAGUUUUGGCAGUGUUUCUUCAGGUGGGGAGAAGAUGGAAAUUUCUGUGAAGGAAAUCCCCGUUGUUCACACUGAGACAAAAACCAUUACCUAUGAAUCAUCUGAGGGGGAUCCCAGUGCUGACUCUGAACCAGGAGUUCUAAUGAGUGCACAAACAAUCACAUCAGAAACUACCAGUACUACAACUACAACACAUAUUACCAAAACAGUGAAAGGGGGCAUAUCAGAGACAAGAAUUGAAAAGCGAAUAGUGAUCACAGGUGAUGCGGACAUUGAUCACGAUCAGGCGCUGGCUCAGGCAAUUAAAGAAGCCAAAGAGCAGCACCCUGACAUGUCAGUGACCAAAGUAGUGGUACAUAAAGAGACAGAAAUCACACCAGAAGAUGGGGAGGAUUGACCACAGGAAUAAUGUAGCUUUCUUACAAAGUCAUCAUACACAUCAUUGGGAAUACAGAAGCCUACAUGGAGUCAUGGUUGUAACUGAGCAGGCUUGCGUUUCUCCCAGGAAAUUUUCAAUGUGGAAGAACCAGUCUUGAUUGCUACUAAGGACAUUGGCAGAAAUAUUGUCCCAUUUACAGCAAUCUGAUUCAGCAUUAGUAAACCAAUAUUUGCAUGAAGCAACAAAUUACAAAAAAGCAGCAUUUUAAUUUUCCUCAACUACAUUUCCAUCUAUACCUGCACGUUCAUCAACAAUAUAAAACAGUGAACUCAUGCUACACAUAAAGCAGUUCAUGCCUUCACACUUAUUGAAAGUCUAAAUCACGGUUUCUUAGGCAGCAAAACUUUUGUUUAGGGUAAGAGUACCCUAAAAUGCUAGAGGCUGUAUAGAUACUGUGUAUAAUAUUUUAUCACAUUAGAUGUGCCAAUAACUCACUUUAUUCAGUAAACAACUUGAAUCAUACACUUGUUUUCAUCUGGUUUUAUUACUCUUGUCCAAUAAACAAUGGUGAAUCUCUAAUCUUAUUUAAAUGCUUACAAAAUGUGCUUUGUUUACCUGAUUUGAAACCUUUAAUAGAUAAUUAUUUUAGCAUUGUUCAGAGUUUCAAAUUAGAAAUCCUGCAGCCUCCCUUCCACAAGUCCUCAUGCUAUAAAGUACGCUGUGACUAUUUUAACAAAAAUGUGUGUUUUCCUUAGCAUUUCAGAAGUAUUUGUCUGGCGUCAUGACUUUUUUAAAAUAUCAGUUUCUUUCUCUUCUCAUAGAAAAAAGUUUCUUUUCACAAAUUGGGUCAGUGUUUCCUAUCUAGGUCAGAGUUAAGCCUUAAACUGUACAGAAUACCUACUGAAGCAUUCUUUGGUAUUGGUUAUCACUUCCAUUUAAGAAAUACUGUCUUCAUUACACUGUCGGUCACAUCACAACACAUGGUGAAUGUAUGUUUCUGCAUUGUGAAAUAAAAGUGGUAAAUGCA